Molecule: messenger RNA, 2557 nt
Organism: Myiozetetes cayanensis
Lineage: Eukaryota; Metazoa; Chordata; Aves; Passeriformes; Tyrannidae
Gene: MTCH1
Product: mitochondrial carrier 1
Exons: 12
Coding region: 21-980 (319 amino acids)
Biological process (GO): positive regulation of apoptotic process
Cellular component (GO): mitochondrion; membrane
Source: RefSeq, a predicted model, not a curated record
CGGGCGGUGACGCGGGGGCCAUGGCGGCGGUGGCGGCGCUGCCCCCUGGGCCGCUGUCGCCGCCCGGCCCCGCUGGGGACGCGGCCCCCGCCGAGGGCGCCGAGGGGCUCUUCGUGCUGCUGGGCGCGGGCAUGGCCGCCGCCAGCCACCCCCUGCUCUACGUCAAGCUGCUCGUGCAGGUUGGGCAGGAGCCACUACCUCCAACUGUUGGAAGAAACGUGCUGGGGAGGAAAGUCCUGUACCUGCCUGGCUUCUUCACCUACGCCAGACAUAUCGUGGAAGUGGAUGGGAAAAGAGGCCUCUUCCGUGGUCUGACUCCUCGCCUCAUCUCAAGCACUUUAUCAACCAUCACCAGGGGGAGUGUGAAGAAGGCUUUUCCUCUGGAAGACAUGGAGCACGUGUCUAACAAGGAUGAUGUGAAAACUUCCCUUAGGAAAGUGGUCAGAGAGACAUCCCACGAGAUGAUGAUGCAGUGUGUGUCCAGGGUUGUCUCACAUCCGCUGCACGUGAUCUCCAUGCGCUGCAUGGUCCAGUUCGUGGGCAGGGAAGUCAAAUACAGUGGUGUGUUCAGUGCCAUUGGCAGGAUAUUUAAGGAAGAAGGGAUCCUGGGAUUCUUUGUUGGUUUAGUCCCUCACAUCCUGGGGGAUGUCAUCUUCCUCUGGUGCUGCAACCUCGUGGCUCACUUCAUCAACACCUACGCGGUGGACGAUAACUUCAGCCAGGCAUCAGUGAUCCGGAGCUACACAAAGUUCGUGAUGGGGAUCGCUGUGAGCAUGCUGACGUACCCAUUCCUUCUCGUGGGAGAUCUCAUGGCAGUGAACAACUGUGGGUUGCGCGCCGGCCUCCCUCCCUACGCUCCUGCUUUCACAUCCUGGAUCCACUGCUGGAGGUACCUCAGUGCUCAGGGGCAGCUGUUCCGUGGCUCCAGCCUGCUCUUCCGCAGGGCUCCCAUCCCAGCUGCCUCCUUCCCCAUCGACUGACCCUCGGCAGGGACAGCUGAUGGACGUGGACUCCUCAAGAAACCCCGAGCUUGUUUCGAUAUGUGUAAUAUUUCUAUUCUCCGAUCCGAAGUCCGCGGUGCCAGAACUGACACCUCCUCUCCAGCAAGGCCAGUGACAGACUGGCUUCUGGACAUCUGGCUUCAGGCUCCAGCUGGACCAAAGCUCCAUCCUCAUGGCUGUCUCAACUGGAAUGUGUAGCAGAAAGAGCAGAAGGGCGUUGUGUUGUCUCUUUGGUCCAGGCUGUAGCUCUGGAGUCACUGGGGAGGUCCAGGAAUCCAGAAAAUGCCCAGGUACUAAAGGAGCCAGCCCUGAGAUGCAGGAACAAAAGACUGCUUCGUGCUGCCCGAGCUGAGAAGCAGCAGGAGAUGCAAGGUCACCUCACUGCAAAGGUUAUGCCAGGUGACCACCCUCCUGCCUCAUCCUUCUGGAGAGGGCACACCUUUGUGUGGCAGGGAGCUCAUCCUGGGCAAGAUCAACCUGGGAUCCAUACUUCAGGUUUGAGGGUACCUGAACACCUGGGAGCACCCCACCUCCCACGGGUGUGAGAGGGAAAUUAUAGGAUCAAAACAAAGAAGGGAUACAAUCCCACUACAAAGAACAGCAGAGUCCCAAAGAGACAGGUACAGCUCAGCUCAGGGCAGUGUUGGGACAUGGACACGGAGAGAGCACUUGGGGAGGGAUAUAUGCUGCUGAUGUCACUGCUUUGGGAAGGAUUUUAGUAUUUAGGUUCACCCAACAGAGCUGCUGGUGUGGGCUGGGCAGGCAGGGAGGGGAGCUGGGUGGGACUGGCCCGACUGCACUGAUGGGCAACUCCCAGGCAGCAGCACCAGGAGCCCUGCUGGGCUCCCAAACCCCGGCAUUGCCCCUUCACUGAUGGACAUGGAGGCACUGGAUGCCAGUGCUGCACACAAAGGGCUCCCUUGCAGCAGGGGCACACGGUCCAGGGCUGUCUGGAAUAAAGGAAUAAACCUGGAGCUGGCCAAAGGCUCACAAGGCAUCGGGGUCAAGGGCUCGCAGGAGCACGGCUGGCUCUGUGUGUGUAGCAGAGCUCACUGGUGGCAGCAGGGCAGGAUUUAUGCUCAGACAAAGAGUUUCUUUGCACCAGUCUGUGCUGUGAUGGCAGCCAGGCAGAUUUCCCCAUUUUGGUUCCCCCACGAAGCAGUCUUUUGCACAGAGGUGAUGCUGUGCUCCCUGGGAGGAGGUUGUGGGGACCAUGAGCAGGUUCCUGUGUGCUGCAGGAGCACCAGCUCAGGUCACAUCUCAUCCUGGUCCUCUGGGGACCCUGGCCUGCCAUCACACAGGGCUUUUCUCCAUCAGACAGGGUCGAUCCACACUUCCCAGGCAGGGCUUGCAGGACAGUGGUGGUACUUGCUGGGACUGGCAGUCCCCACCCAGCUCCCUUCGGUGUAGUGAAGUUGGUCCUGUCCUCCCUCCCUUCCUCCCUCCCCAUUUGUGCUACAGUAACAGAAGUUAAAUAAUGCAUGGACCUGUUCCCUAACACCAGAGAUGAUUUCAAAGAGGAUUUAAUUAUGCUCCAAAAUACAGCUAUAAAACAA